Molecule: messenger RNA, 1424 nt
Organism: Elgaria multicarinata webbii
Lineage: Eukaryota; Metazoa; Chordata; Lepidosauria; Squamata; Anguidae
Gene: GLT1D1
Product: glycosyltransferase 1 domain containing 1
Exons: 12
Coding region: 191-1081 (296 amino acids)
Molecular function (GO): glycosyltransferase activity
Source: RefSeq, a predicted model, not a curated record
AGCCAUGCGGCUGCUCCUGUUGGCGAGUCUGCGAGCCCAGACCGGGAACGGCAUCACGGCGACGAGGAUCCGGUAAACGCCUUUCUUGCCAUCACUGGCCCCAUUUAGGCAGAAGUUCUCCAGGGAUCAUCUGGAAGCUGCCGGCCACAGGUGUACGCUCAAGGAUACUUUUGGCUGCAACUCCCCGCUGAUGGUUUCAGAUCUCAUCUCCUCCGAGAACUUUGAGGCUGCUCUGGGUAUCCAUCUGUAUAAAGCGGGCAGGCUCCUGCAAGGCAACGGGAUUCCUUUUGGAAUCGUUCUUGGUGGGACUGAUAUCAACGAAGAUGCCAAGUAUGCUGAGAAGGUUCGGGUGAUGGGAGAAGUGCUGGACGAAGCCAGGUUUGCCGUGUCUUUCACCGAGGCGAUGAAGGAAACCGCCUUAGCGCAUUGGCCUCACGCCAGGAACAAAAUCUACGUCCAAGCGCAAGGAAUUCUGACUUCCCCCAACGCCUCUUUUAACUGGGAGGAAUUUCUUCAGACUGCUGGGAUACCUCAGGACAUCAACGAUCAGCGCCUCUUCCUCUUAAUCUGCGGUCUGAGAAGAGUCAAGGACCCACUUUAUUUGGUGGAUGUUUUUGCAGAAUGGCACCGAGAGGAACCCAGCAUACACCUGAUUAUCAUUGGACCAGAAGUCGAUCCAGUGUUCGCCGAGGAAGUCAAAGAGAAAGUAAAACGGGCGGAAGGGAUCCAUUUGCUACAGGAGAUCCCCCAGGAAGAUCUCCACGCUGCCGUGAAAAGAAGCUUCGCCGUUGUGAACAGUUCCAUUUCGGAGGGGAUGUCAGCAGCAAUUUUGGAGGCAAUGGAUUUAAACGUCCCAGUGCUGGCAAGAAAUAUCCCAGGGAAUGCUGCGAUAAUCACGCACAAAGAAACUGGAUUAUUAUAUUCAACCCCUCAGGAAUUCGUUCAGCUCUCCCAAAUCCUGAUCAAUGACCCGUUUUUGCACAGGAAGAUGGUGACGAGAGCCAAGGAGUAUGUCACGAACCGCCAUUUGUGGGACCACGAAAGGACGACGUAUCAAAACCUUGUGCUGAAGCUUCGCUGACUCACGUUGGCUCUCUCUAUUUGCCCAUAUCCAUCUGCAAAUUGCACAGAUAUAUUUGCAAAUAUAUAUAUAUGGGUGCUCACUAAGGAACAGAAAUCCAUAGCCAAUUAAUCGUAUGGGCCCAAGUCCAGGGGAAUUUAAUUAUCUCUUAUUCCCACCCAAACCAACUUGAUGGUUUCCAGAUGUUUUUGACUGUGACUCCCACCAGUCGCACCCAACAUGACUAAUGUUCCGGGAAGGUGGCUGUUGUAGUUCCAAACAUCUGGAGAUCACCAGGUUGCCUGUCUCUGCCAUCGGAUGUGUUAGGUGCAACGAAUUUCUGCCCCGUUCAUUACAAUGGCAC